ACGCGACGUGGCGUUGUACCGCUGCGGUUCAUCUCAACCGUGACGACUCUCACUCCAACUUGUCACGAUGCAGCUCCUCAACGUUCUCUUUGGCCUUCUCUUUGCUAUUGUUGUGGCUGCGCAAGACGCAGGAGCUCCGAAAGAGCUUGUCAUUGAGACGACUUACGCUCCCCCUGAGUGCCCCAUAAAGUCCCAGAAGGGAGACGUGGUCAAAGUUCACUACACCGGCAAGCUGUUCUCGAACGGCCAGAAGUUUGAUUCGAGUUUGGACCGCGGAACACCCUUCUCAGUGACGCUCGGUCAAGGCCGUGUCAUCAAAGGUUGGGACGAGGGGCUCUUGGGCAUGUGCGUGAACGAGAAGCGCACACUCACCAUCCCACCUAACCUGGCUUACGGCUCUCGCGGCGCUGGUCGUGGUGUCAUUCCCGGACACGCCACCCUCAUUUUUGACGUCGAGUUGGUCGAACUCGAAAGCAAGGGGCCGCGCGAGGAGCUGUGAUGGCUUGGGCAGCAUCUUCUGCACUCGAUGACUUAUUUGCAUAGAGUUACUUACUGAAGGGCCCAAGAAUGAUGUCUUAGUCCAUGUGCAGCGUCGCGAGUCAACCAAUCAUCGACUAGGGUGGCUUCAACAACAAACUAUCCAUUCCGAAGUGCGAUGUACAGCCGAAAACGACGUGCACGCAAAUAAAUAGCAAAAUACCCGCAAUCCUUUAGUUGACG
Schizophyllum commune H4-8 is the source of this 720-nucleotide messenger RNA. RefSeq lists its product as uncharacterized. Gene Ontology annotation, molecular function: peptidyl-prolyl cis-trans isomerase activity. Lineage: Eukaryota; Fungi; Basidiomycota; Agaricomycetes; Agaricales; Schizophyllaceae. The record is from RefSeq and is a predicted model, not a curated record. Gene Ontology annotation, biological process: protein peptidyl-prolyl isomerization. The transcript is spliced from 5 exons. Bases 68 to 499 code for a protein of 143 amino acids.